Messenger RNA from Protopterus annectens (West African lungfish), 3957 nucleotides. RefSeq names its product DEAH-box helicase 16 (gene DHX16). Lineage: Eukaryota; Metazoa; Chordata; Ceratodontiformes; Protopteridae. The transcript is spliced from 21 exons. Gene Ontology annotation, cellular component: catalytic step 2 spliceosome; intracellular anatomical structure. Gene Ontology annotation, molecular function: ATP binding; ATP hydrolysis activity; RNA binding. The coding region runs from base 517 to 3636 and encodes 1039 amino acids. The record is from RefSeq and is a predicted model, not a curated record.
AUAAGUGAAAGAAACUAGCAUAUUUUAACCAUACUAUAGCCUUCCUAGUUUAAGUUAUUAGUAAGCCAUUAGUAUGUAUUCCACAUUACGAAGGCUAGUGUUCCUCGUUUUGGAGAUGGAAGGUUGAGAGCUAUGCAUACUUUAACGGACCUCUUUGCAGCACUAUUUAACCAAAAACUAAAAUACUUCAGUCACACACUGCCAGCAUAAACCGGCUUUUAUUUAUAGCUGUACUUUGAAAAACUUCCGGGUGGCAGCCGACGGAAGAGUUUGUUUGGAAGCUUGCAUUCUGAUUCUAGCUGAGGCAGCUUCCCACACUUGAUCACAAUGACAAGAGUUAUAGCUGUACUUCGUGGUGUUAUGUAGUAUAGCAUAUGGUUAUGACUUUGAAAACGUGCACGAAGUGACAGUGGUUGUUGGUUUGAGUGAUAAAGUUAUAUUUUCCUUUGUUCUGUAAAAAAGGAAGUUAAAAUCAGACUGUUAACUCAAGAGGUUGGAUCCAAGGCAAGAUUUAAGAUGGCAUCACUGGAGAACUGGGUUAAUGAUCAACUACAUGAGAUUCUUGGGCUCAGUGACAAGUAUGUGGCCCAGUUCCUCAUCGGGACAUCAUUGCGCAGCUCCAGCAGUGAUGAUUUUAUCCGUCGUCUAGAAGAUACAGGAACUAUAGAUAUUGAUCAACGGGUGAGAGUCUUUGCAGAGGAGCUUUGGAAUAAGGCACCUAGGAAGCGGGUGGUAGAACGACCAUCUCGGGUGGCUGAGCGAGAAGCUAUUGCCUUGCAAAAAAAGAAUAUGUCUUAUACCUUGCUAGAGGACAGCGAGGAAAGUGAAUCUGAGAAAAUUAAAGUUAAGCACCGCAAAGAUGAAAAGAAACGAAAGCACAAGCAUCUUCGAAAAAGGGAGUCUUCUCACUCCGACAGUGAGCCAGAAAACAAAAUACAGUCCAAAUCUAUGUCUCCUACAAGGAGGAAUUCUGAGUCUGAAGAUGAGUGGGAAAAAGAAGAAAGGGAGCGUAUUAAAGACUUGGAGGAAAGGGAUGCCUUAGCAGAGAGACUGAAACAGAAAGACAAAGACAAAACAAGAAACAUAGUGGAAAGAUCAGAUAAAAAGGCAUAUGAAGAAGCUCAAAAACGAUUGAAACUGGCAGAAGAGGAUCACAAGAAAAUGGUUCCAGAGCUUCGUAAGAAGUCCAGGAGAGACUACCUGACUAAGAGGGAGCAGGAAAAGCUAGAAGACUUGGAGGCAGAGAUUGUAGAUGAUGAGUAUCUCUUCUCUGAAAUGCAACUAACAGCUAAGGAGAAAAGAGAACUGGAGUACAAAAGGAAAGUCCGUGACUUAGCCCGAGAGUACAAGAAGGCAGGUGAACAGGAAAAGAUGGAGAAGAGUAAUCGGUAUUAUAUGCCUGAGGAGAUACGCAAUAAGCAAAUUCCUGACCGCUAUGAAGAGCCAAUAGCGGAUGACAAAUUUGCUCCACGAGAUGAGCAAAAGCGAUGGGAGGAGGAGCACAUGGGAGCAGCAGUGCUACGCUUUGGAGCUCGAGACGCCCGAGAGCACAACAAGCAGAAGGAGUACGAGUACGUAAUGGAGGAGGAUGAGAUGAUUCAUUUUGUCAGCUCUGCCAAAAUAAAGGGGACUGUAGAAAAGGCAGAUAAGAAGGAGCUCUCAGAAGCAGACAAACAGAAGCUGUCAAUACAGGAAGUGCGGAGAAGUCUGCCUGUUUAUCCAUACCGGGAGGACUUGCUGGCAGCCAUUCAUGAACAUCAGAUCCUGAUCAUUGAAGGAGAGACUGGAUCAGGAAAAACAACACAGAUCCCACAGUAUCUUCAUGAGAGUGGCUUUACCAAAGGAGGUAAGAAGAUCGGGUGUACACAACCCAGAAGAGUGGCAGCUAUGAGUGUCGCUACACGUGUCUCGCAAGAAAUGGGUGUCAAGCUUGGAAAUGAGGUUGGCUACAGCAUUCGAUUUGAAGAUUGCACUUCAGAGAGAACAGUGUUAAAGUACAUGACAGAUGGAAUGCUGCUUCGGGAGUUCCUUACUGAACCAGACUUGGGUAGUUAUAGUGUAGUUAUCAUUGAUGAAGCCCAUGAACGUACAUUACAUACAGACAUCCUGUUUGGACUCAUCAAAGAUAUUGCCAGAUUCCGCUCUGACUUGAAAGUUCUGAUCGCUAGUGCUACUCUGGAUACAGAGAAGUUUUCUGCUUUUUUUGAUGAUGCCCCCAUUUUCCGCAUUCCUGGACGCAGGUUUCCUGUAGAUAUCUUCUAUACAAAGGCACCAGAAGCUGACUAUCUAGAAGCAUGUGUGGUGUCAGUUUUACAAAUUCAUGUGACACAGGAGCCAGGUGACAUCCUUGUUUUUCUCACAGGACAGGAAGAAAUAGAGGCAUGCUGUGAAAUGUUGCAAGAACGUUGUCGACGCCUUGGAUCCAAAAUUGCUGAGCUCGUUAUCCUACCAAUUUAUGCCAAUCUCCCAUCAGAUAUGCAGGCCAAGAUCUUUGAACCCACUCCGCCAGGUGCCCGAAAGGUUGUUGUGGCCACAAAUAUUGCAGAAACGUCUCUGACAAUUGACGGAAUCAUCUAUGUAAUUGACCCUGGCUUCUGCAAACAAAAGAGUUACAAUGCACGGACAGGGAUGGAAUCGCUUAUUGUAACUCCAUGCUCCAAGGCUUCUGCCAAUCAGAGAGCUGGGAGAGCUGGUCGAGUUGCUGCUGGAAAAUGCUUUCGCCUCUACACUGCAUGGGCUUACAAGAAUGAGAUGGAAGAAACAACAGUCCCAGAAAUCCAGCGAACAAACCUAGGGAAUGUGGUUCUGCUACUGAAGAGCUUAGGUAUCAAUGAUCUGAUUCACUUUGAUUUCAUGGAUCCUCCUCCACAUGAGACUCUUGUACUAGCACUGGAACAGCUCUAUGCAUUGGGAGCACUCAACCAUCUCGGAGAGCUAACCAAGCUUGGACGUCGCAUGGCUGAACUUCCUGUAGACCCGAUGCUGUCUAAAAUGAUUCUGGCUUCUGAACACUUUAAAUGCUCAGAGCAGAUCCUCUCCAUUGCUGCAAUGCUGUCUGUCAACAAUGCAAUUUUUUACCGACCUAAGGACAAAGUGGUGCAUGCAGACAAUGCCAGAAUGAACUUCUUUGUACCAGGUGGAGACCAUUUGGUCCUUCUGAAUGUCUACACACAGUGGCUAGAAACAGAUUAUUCCACACAAUGGUGCUUUGAAAACUUUAUACAGAUUCGUUCCAUGAGGAGGGCCAGAGAUGUCAGAGAACAACUGGAGGGCCUCAUGGAGAGAAUAGAAAUUGAGAUGACAUCAACGGAUGACAAUGUCCCUAUCAGAAAGGCCAUCACUGCUGGGUUUUUCUACCACACAUCCAGACUGACCCGCAGUGGUUACAAGACUGUAAAACAUCAGCAGACAGUGUAUAUACAUCCAAACAGUUGUCUAUUUGAAGAACAACCUCGGUGGGUUAUAUACCAUGAAUUAGUCUUCACGACUAAAGAGUUUAUGAGACAGAUAAUAGAAAUUGAAAAUAACUGGCUGCUGGAGGUUGCUCCACAUUAUUACAAAUCAAAGGAGCUGGAAGACCCCAACAGUAAAAAGAUGCCAAAGAAGGUUGGAAAGACCAGAGAGGAGCUUGGCUGAUAGAUGAAGAAGAGUGUAACAUUUGCACUUUAAUGAGGCAAGAUGGACAUGCACAUUGUCAGCACUGCAAGUUGACUGUAAUCCUUCAGAGUCAGAAACAGCAAAAUGUAAGCUAGAAUUGCAGACAACAGGCACAAAUAUUCCAGUAGUUUGGGUAACACAGACUGACGGAUGUACCUGAACAUCGUAUUGUGGGUUUCUCAUUUCAGGACUUGGGGUAAUGUAUUUUAGUACAUUUUAAGUGAGGAAAGCAUUCUGGGAGUCCAGAUAAUCUGUAUAUAACAAUGUUUUUCCUGGAUAUGUACAGUGUUUGUGAAUGUA